UUCAUUUACAAGAAAAAUGACACACCUCCGACAGAAAUGCUGAUCAGGCAUGUGACUGUUUGGAUCGAGUUAUGCCAAGUUUAAUUCUCUCAAGCUAUUUUGGAGCAAGUCAGUGGAGUAGUUUAUCCUCUACUCUUUAGGUUCAUUGAAUUGCAUUCGUUAAUGUCUCCAGGAAUUUCAAGACAUUCAUCAUCACAACUGAGGUGGCAAGUUGUUUUGGUCUAAGAUUAUCUGGGUUCAUUUCUGCAAUAAUGUCUUCCCCUGGUAAAGCAGGGGCUAUUUCAAACACAAGGAGAAGACUUUCACGAACAAAAAGCAAGAAAAAACAUUUUGUGCAUCAAAAAGUGGAGAUAUUCUGGGCCAGCGACCCCAUCCUGACGGUGUUUAUGUGGGGCAUCAAUCACACGAUAAACGACCUCUUUCAAGUGCCUAUGCCAGUAAUGCUACUUCCAGACGACUUCAAAGCCAACAUAAAAAUGAAAGUCAACAACCAUCUAUUCAACAAGGAAAACCUCCCUGGACAUUUCAAGUUUAAGGAGUACUGCCCACUAGUGUUCCGGAAUCUAAGAGAGCGAUUUGGAGUUGAACAUCAGGAUUACCAGGUUUCUCUAACGCGUAGUCCUCCAAUUAAGGAAUGCAAGAGUCAGGAACCAGGAUUGUUGCUGACAUCAUAUGACCGCACACUAAUUGUCAAGCAAAUCUCCAGUGAGGAGGUGGAGGAAGUGCACAACAUCCUUUCAGAAUACCACCAGCAUAUUGUCACUUGCCAUGGUAGCACACUACUACCCCAGUUCCUUGGCAUGUACCGGGUCACUGUGGACAAUGAAGAAACAUACAUUUUAGUCAUGAGGAAUAUGUUCAGCCACCGACUAACUGUCCACAGAAAAUAUGACCUCAAGGGCUCGUUGGUUUCUCGAGAAGCAAGUGAUAAGGAAAAGGUGAAAGAGCUGCCUACCUUCAAGGAUGUAGAUUUCAGAAACAACAUGCAGCGAGUCUACAUCAGUGAAGAGGAGAAAGAAAAGCUAUUGGAUAAACUGAACAGGGAUGUAGAGUUUCUCGCACGUUUGAAGAUCAUGGAUUACAGCCUGCUGCUGGGCAUUCAUGAUGUCGGGAGGGCAGAGCAAGAAGAAGAGGUAGAAAUAAAAGAAUCUUUAAGUGAAGAGGAGGAGGAUUCAGAGAAUGACCUAUGCGCUGCAGCUGUGGGGUCUUUAGGCACUUCUCCUGAGGGCAUUGCAGGGUACAUGAGCUCUUAUAAACCUCUUGGUCCAGGAGAGUUUGACCCUUAUGUUGAUGUGUAUGCUAUCCAGAGUGCAGUUGGUGCCCCACACAGAGAAGUAUACUUCAUGGGUCUUAUAGAUAUUUUGACCCAGUAUGAUACCAAGAAGAAAGCAGCCCAUGCAGCUAAAACAGUCAAGCAUGGAGCUGGAGCUGAGAUCUCUACAGUUCAUCCUGAACAAUAUGCCAAGCGGUUUCGAGAAUUCGUCACAAACAUCUUUGCCUAUUGAGAACAUUUUAAAUCUAGUGGACAAAAAAAAAAAAUGUUGAUUGAGAGCUGGUUUGAUUUUCUCAUUAUUAAAUUAUUUCAAAAACAUUAUUUAAUUAUUAAAAUCUUUAGUUUUUACUCUAUAAAUUAUAAAAUUGAAAUUGUAUUUUAGUACUCCAAUGUCUUUAUGGCUUUUAAAUUGAUCCUUUAGUUUCUGAAUAAAAUACAUUUGUUAAAUAAUCAUACGAAUACUAAAACUUUUUUUUACAAUAAAACAUUCAUCUGUAUAUGAAUUGGAUGUGACAACUGUGAAACAUAUGUAUAUAAUAAGAUGUAAAUAAUGUAAUCAAAUUGCUUUUCAAACACUGGGUUAAAAUAUCAGUGAAUUGAAAGAACAGUUAAAAGAACUCAUAUGCAAAAACAUAUGUUUACCACAAUCAUACAACCUACAGAGAUCAAAGAACAUGAAUGUUAAACUGACACCCGUUGCAAUUAAAGGAAAAAAGUUUGCAGUUUGCAUUUAUGGUGUUGUUUAUAAAGGAGAGAUGCACAGCUCAUGCACAGAGAUCCUGAAUGCUCAGAUGAACAAAGCAGAAGACUUUCCCCUGAUACAAGCCAAACUCUUCUCUGAAGAUCUGACUGCACAAUCCUGACUACAUUGAUGCUUCUGUGACAUCAAUGCCACACUCUCUCAUGUCUUCCUCAUAGAAAAUCAGGUGGCCUUUCACAAGCUGCUGGAAAGCCACUUACCCCAGUUUGAGGAUCAUGUCUUUAUCUUUCACUUUCUCUUUAUAGUCCUUCUCAUGUUUGAUGUUGGUCUGAAUGAUUAGGAAGUGUGUGUACAUUUGAGUGAGAGUCUUGGGAAUAUCUCCACUCUCUGCUUCACUC
Messenger RNA from Megalobrama amblycephala (Wuchang bream), 2371 nucleotides. RefSeq names its product phosphatidylinositol-5-phosphate 4-kinase, type II, gamma b (gene pip4k2cb). Gene Ontology annotation, biological process: phosphatidylinositol metabolic process. Gene Ontology annotation, molecular function: phosphatidylinositol kinase activity. The record is from RefSeq and is a predicted model, not a curated record. Lineage: Eukaryota; Metazoa; Chordata; Actinopteri; Cypriniformes; Xenocyprididae. The transcript has 10 exons. Bases 252 to 1505 code for a protein of 417 amino acids.